ACAAAAACACCAGGCCGCCUGCCGCAGAUGCGCGUGCGUGAUUGCAAAUACUGCGCAGCACAUGGUGGUAGCGUUUGGGAGCUGCGUGUGGAUAUACCAUCAAGGUUUUUAACUGCUAGCUUGUUUUAGCUCUCCCGCCUUCAGGUGGGUUAAAGUUUAUUUUAGCUACAAGCUCCGAGGUUAUCUUUGCACGCGAAAAGCUGAGAGUUAGGAGGUAUAACUGUGACUCCGACAGGACUUAAAAACAACUCGUCUCCCACGCCAAGAGAUAAACAUGUCGACUGGUACAAAACAAGUGAAAAGCUGCCCGAUUCCGACCCGGGUCCUCACCCUGAAGGACUGGUCCCAGCUGCCGGACUGUUACAGCCAGACUCCCGGGGGGACCCUCUUCUCCACCACGCCUGGAGGCACUCGCAUCAUCUACGACAGAAAGUUUCUGCUGGACUGUCGAAACUCCCCUCUUGCCCGGACGCCCCCGUGCUGUCUGCCUCAGAUCCCCGGCGUAACGGUACCUGCCACACACCCCAUGGGCAAACUGCAGGACCUCAAAGAGGAGGAGGAGGAGAAGGACGUCACAGAUGACAGUCAGUUUGAGAUGGACAUCUAAGCACCAGUUUUGCCUCCUGUGGAGAUUUAUUUGUUUAAAAAGCCUCAAGUCAUUAAUGACUGUAAUGCAUUACAUAUAAAGCUUUCUUUUUCACCUUUUUUAUUGGAAAAAAAAAAAAAGAAAAUGUGAGGAACUGAAACGUAAAGGUAAUUGAUUAGGGUGUGUUUUCCACCCCAUCUGGGAAGUUUGAAACAUCAAAAAUGGGAUUAACUGUUUUCCAUCAGGUCGAUUUGGUUGCUCACUUAUUUCAUAGCAGCUGUGGGAUUGAGUAGGAAGUCCAUUUUGAUUUACCUUUUUUAUCUUUUGUAAAUAAACUUGUGUCAUGCAGUCAAUAUUUUUAAGUUGAGGAAGAUGAAUACAUUAAGACAUGUAGAAACGGAUGUUUUUAAUGUAUGAGUCAGCCUUAUUUUCACCCCCCUGGAAAAGGGAGGGCAGCUUUAAUUACGAGUAAAUAAGGGUCUCCUGAUGAAGGGGUUGGGUUCCUACUAAAAAUCAGCUCUUACUUUGUUUUGUACGGCAAGAGAUGAGAUGUGAAAGUUUCAAAUAAAGAUUGUAAACUUUCA
This is a messenger RNA of Austrofundulus limnaeus, 1170 nucleotides long. It is a transcript of the gene eif4ebp3l, whose product is annotated as eukaryotic translation initiation factor 4E binding protein 3, like. The record is from RefSeq and is a predicted model, not a curated record. The transcript has 3 exons. Lineage: Eukaryota; Metazoa; Chordata; Actinopteri; Cyprinodontiformes; Rivulidae. Bases 275 to 607 code for a protein of 110 amino acids. Gene Ontology annotation, molecular function: eukaryotic initiation factor 4E binding. Gene Ontology annotation, biological process: negative regulation of translational initiation. Gene Ontology annotation, cellular component: cytoplasm.